This is a messenger RNA of Adelges cooleyi (spruce gall adelgid), 1663 nucleotides long. It is a transcript of the gene Idh3b, whose product is annotated as isocitrate dehydrogenase [NAD] subunit beta, mitochondrial. Gene Ontology annotation, cellular component: mitochondrion. Gene Ontology annotation, molecular function: magnesium ion binding; NAD binding; oxidoreductase activity, acting on the CH-OH group of donors, NAD or NADP as acceptor. The record is from RefSeq and is a predicted model, not a curated record. Gene Ontology annotation, biological process: isocitrate metabolic process; tricarboxylic acid cycle. Bases 171 to 1367 code for a protein of 398 amino acids. NCBI's taxonomy places the organism in Eukaryota, Metazoa, Arthropoda, Insecta, Hemiptera, Adelgidae. The transcript has 9 exons.
UUGUAGGCCAAAAUUAACCACCUGGUCUGGGGUCCUGGAAGGGUGUAAAAAAUUUUCUUCGCACAUACUAGAUAGUAUUUUUCUGUCUACUUAACAUUUUGAUUUUCGAACAGUUUUUACUUUUGAAAGGAUUUUGAAACAUUAGAUUGAACCAAAUUCAGUAUAUCAUCAUGUCGAUUCUGAAAAAUGGAAUGAAGCUGCUGAUGAGCCGAUCUACUCAAAAUAUUAUUGGAAACAAAACUUGUCUUCACACUCCGUCGGCUCUAGAUGUUGCUAAACCCAUCAGCGCCAAGCCUCAUAUUGCUAGAGCAUACGCUUCGGAUGACUCGAGUGAUGACAAAUUUUCAAACCUGCCUAUUGAUCGUAUAACAUGUACUUUAAUUCCUGGUGAUGGUGUGUAUCCUGAGUUAAUGGAUUCCGUCAAGACAGUUUUUAAAGCAAUUGGUGUCCCCGUCGAUUUUGAAACUAUGUUGUUUUCCGAAGUUCAGCAUAACAGCAGUGCUAAAGUAGAAGACGUCAUUAAAUCAAUUAACCGUAAUAGAAUUUGUUUGAUGGGAGCCUUGAUGAGCCCUGAUGUGAGUUAUUCCGGAGAACUUCAAAAUUUGCACAUGAAAUUGAGAAAAGGUUUAGAUUUAUACUCAAAUGUUGUUCAUGUCGUAUCAUGGCCCGGAGUUGCAUCAAAACAUAAAAAUAUUGAUAUUGUAAUUAUCCGUGAACUUACAGAAGGAGAGUAUUCAGCUCUAGAGCACGAAUCUGUUGAGGGAGUUGUCGAGUGUUUAAAAAUCGUCACAGCGUCCAAAUCGCAGAGAAUAGCAAAGUUUGCUUUUGACUAUGCCCUCAGAAAUAACCGCAAACGUGUGACUUGUGUACACAAGGCAAAUAUAAUGAAAUUGGGUGAUGGAUUAUUUUUGAAAAGUUGUUCCGAGAUCAAACAAUUGUAUCCAAAUGUAAACUUUGAAUCAAUGAUUGUGGACAAUUGUACCAUGCAGAUGGUUUCUAAUCCUCAACAGUUUGAUGUUCUAGUCAUGCCAAACUUAUAUGGUAACAUAUUGGAUAAUUUAGGUGCUGGAUUGGUUGGCGGUGCUGGUGUUGUUGCGAGUUCGUCCUUCAGUCCAGAAUGUGCUGUGUUUGAACCUGGUGCGAGACACGUGUUCCAAACUGCUGUUGGUAAAAAUAUUGCCAACCCGACCGCCAUGUUAAUGUGUGCAUCCAAAAUGUUAAGGCACGUGAAUCUUCAACACUAUAGCGAGUCCAUAAGAACUGCUAUUAGAGAAGUCUUAGCUGCUGGAAAAGUCAGAACCAGAGACUUAGGUGGAUCAAGCAGCACUCACGAAUUCACCGAUGCUGUUAUCAAGGCCAUCGUAUAAAUGCCUAAGGCUUUCAUUAAUUUAUUGUUUUUUUCAAGUUAAAACUUUCCUAAUAUUUAUUUUGUUUUAAUAAUUUAACGUAUUUGAUCAUUUGUACAAUAUUAAAAAUAAUAUAGUUUUUUUUUCUAGAAAAUCAACUUAAGUCGAGUAAAAUAAUUGAGCAGUCAAGAUGUAAAUUUAUCUAUGUAGAAUUAGUGUAUUUAUAAAUUAAAUGAAUUUAUUGACAUUGUUUUUAGUUUAAAAAUAUACUAAAUAAGUAAUAAACGGCCUCUUACUAUGAUUGAGUAUUUUUAAAA